Messenger RNA from Aegilops tauschii subsp. strangulata, 1910 nucleotides. RefSeq lists its product as uncharacterized. The record is from RefSeq and is a predicted model, not a curated record. Gene Ontology annotation, molecular function: calmodulin binding. Lineage: Eukaryota; Viridiplantae; Streptophyta; Magnoliopsida; Poales; Poaceae.
CAAAAUCUCGCCACCUCCCCAACCCCAAGAACCCAAACCCAAACGCAUCGAUCCACGCCGGCCGCCUCCCCACCUCCGAGUCCGUCCGACGGAAUCGAAUCCAGCCCGUCGCCAUCUUUGCCCUCUCGCCGCAAUCAAAACCUUCCUUUCCUUGCCUGUCUGCCGCCAGGAUCAUCACAGCCCCGAACCAACCCCAAUCUCCACCUUUCUUUCCUUUCUUGCCCGCCGCCGCCGCCGCCCGCCAUGGUGCACUGCAAGCAGCCGCGCAGGACGCCCGGCGUCCCGGGGAACGGGGGUCGCGCGCGCGCCGGGGGCGGGGGCCAGGCCGUGGCGGCCGACCCCGGCUACAUGCGACCGACCAGCAGCUCCGGCGCCAGGGCCGGCCGGGAGGUUGCAUCUGCGGCGGCGGUUUCGGCGGCCUCCGCUCCCUCCGCGCAGACGUUGCUGACCAAGGCGGCAGCGCUCGGAGGGAGCACGCCGCUGGCGGCCAGGCAGACCUGCUCCUCCGCCCAGAAGGGCGCCCGCGCCCUCGGCGGUGGCGGCGGGGGCUGCGAGGGGCACCGCGCCUGCCGGUACGCCUACUGCACCUUCAAGGGCCACGCGCCCGCGGCGCCGCCGCUGGGGGCCUUCCUGGCGUCCCGCAGGAGCCUCAUCAAGACGGAGCAGAGCAUGAAGCACAGGGGGGUCUCCGCCUUCCGCAACCCCAGCAGCAAUGCCGCCCGCAAAGGGGACGACGGGCUCUUCGUCCAGGUGGCGUGUCCCGGCGCCCGCCCCAAGACGGCGAGCUCGGGCUCCUGCUGCAGCGGCCUCUCCGCCGAGGAGGUGGAGUCUCCCUACGUCAACUUCGGCCGCCGGAGUCUCCGGGGUGGGACGACGGACAAGUGGGGCGCCUCGGUGGACGGCUCCUGCGGGUCCAGCGACGUCAUCUCGGACGGCUUCGCCGACCUGCCAGGGACGGCGAGCUCUCCCUCUCCCUCUCCCGGACGCAAGGAGCAGACUGGUCAAGAUGAGAGGAAGGCUUCUUGGGUCGAUCAACAAGAAGCAGAGGAGGAGGACUCUGCUGCCUGCUGCAGGUCUGAUAUCUCAGAGGAGCUGGGUCCAAGAUACCAAGGCAACAGCAUGUCUAAAGAUUGCGGCGGCGUUGUCGGCUCUUCACUGGAAUCCUCAAUGGAUGACAUAUCCAGUGCAUUUGGUGGGAUGAAUUUCCAAGAUGCAGGGGCUGAUGCCGCGGCGGCAACCAGCCAGGGAAACAAGCUGACCAUGUCCAGGAGAAGAACACCUAGAGGCGGGGAGCGAAUCCGGGCAUUCAACCCCAGGGCCCCGAACUUUCUUCCGGUGGUGCCUGAUCCGGAUGCUGAAAAGGUUGACCUCAGGCAUCAGAUGACCGAUGAUCGCAAGAAUGCCGAGGAGUGGAUGGUCGAUUAUGCACUCCGGAGGACAGUGAACAAGUUGGCCCGUGCUCAGAAGAGGAAGGUGGAGAUGCUUGUCCAGGCCUUUGAGACUGUUCUGCCACCAGUCCUCGGCGAGAAGAAGUCCGACGACAAGAAAAGCUUUGCCUGCAACUUAUAGGUUUUAGAGUUUGGGGUUCAAGCUGGAGCAGAUGAUGGUUAUUGGGGUUCUAACUUGGUGGUCACUGCGAUAUUUGUGCCAGAGACCUGCUCGGUGAGGAUAGAGAGCUGCUCACCAGCACCUGAGAUCUUGUGCUCAUAGCGCAGUUGUACUCGAGAGCCGCUAGGGGUCUCGCUCACUGAGUCAGCUGGUUAGUGUAGUGGCGUAGUGCAUGUGUACAUAGGUCUGCUGUGCUCAUGCUGAUAUUUUAGCGAUGACAAAAAUGAGACCUGCAAACUGGCAAGAAUAUUCAGAUGUAUUCCUUGCUUGGACAAAGAUCAAUAAAACUCUUAUUGACAGCA